This is a messenger RNA of Exserohilum turcica Et28A, 1485 nucleotides long. RefSeq lists its product as uncharacterized. The transcript is spliced from 4 exons. Gene Ontology annotation, molecular function: zinc ion binding; DNA-binding transcription activator activity, RNA polymerase II-specific. Gene Ontology annotation, biological process: regulation of transcription by RNA polymerase II. The coding region runs from base 1 to 1254 and encodes 417 amino acids. NCBI's taxonomy places the organism in Eukaryota, Fungi, Ascomycota, Dothideomycetes, Pleosporales, Pleosporaceae. The record is from RefSeq and is a predicted model, not a curated record.
AUGGAUAGUUCUUCAAGCGAGUCACCAGCACAGUCGGAUGGUCGAAAUGAGAGCGCAGCACCACUACCCCGCAAACCCAUCCCCAGGAAGGGACAUACCAAAUCCCGCCGUGGCUGCUAUAGCUGUAAACGGCGACGUAUAAAGUGCAACGAGAAACAUCCCAAGUGCAAUCAUUGCAUCAAAGCAGGCCUUCAGUGCGAUUAUCCUGCAAACAUCAUCCAGACCACGCAGCGACCGCAAACAAUCCUAAACCCACAGGACAUGGGCAACUUACGGUCGGGGCCAGGCAUGUUUUCCAUGGCGGACAUGCGUCUGUUCCACCAUUUUCUCAUCACUGCAUACCCGCAUCUACCUGUAGGUGCAGACAAGGUAUGGAUUACCGUGAUUCCCAGCUUUGCACACAAUUACGAAUACCUCAUCCAUUCCAUUCUGGCACUAUCUGCAUCUCACCUGGAUGCCGUGACAAAUUCUGGUGUUGCCGAACAGGCUAUACAACAUCGCAUCCUGGCAGUCAAGUCGCUCAAUGACGCUCUAUCAGCACCCCCGAAGACCCAGUGCGAAAGAGAUGCAAGGAUGGCAGCCGCCCUAGCUCUUGCAUUCCAAUCAAGCCAUCUGCAGGACGGCAUGGCCGAGUUCCUCACAAUGGUACGCGGAUGUAAUCUGAUCGCGGGCGACGAAAUGUCGUUGGUCGAUGACUCAGUCUUCCAGGCAUUCCGCGAAGACGGCCAUCUCCAGACAAUGCGCAACCGUAUUGACAACUCAUCGCUAAAGAGUGUCAAUCAGGAGGAUCUUGACCUAGCCGCCGUAUCCCUUGGGUCCAUCGAAGCUCUCAACAUGUCCGAGUGGGAAAGAACAUAUUGGGAGCUCCUUGUUCGCAUCGUAGAGCACGCAUACAAGAGGCCGAUCGAGGCAUACACCACUUUUGUUACACUAUACAACAUUCCCUCACGGUGGACACACGAGCAGUUCCAGGCCUUCAUCGACGCUAACAACAGUGUCGCGCAGAUACUCCUCGCCCACUUCAUCGCCAUCCAAGCCAUCCUCACACCGAUUCUCUAUCUAGAAAGAGUAGGCUUCCAAGGCGUCAAUGCACCCACUGCUGUUUUGAGCUGGGUUGAGGGCAUAUAUUGGAACGUACCGUACCAGCUAAGGCAUCACGUUGAAUGGCCCAGACAAGUGUCAAAGUACCCUUUUACGAGAUUUCUGGGCCAGCAACACACAAGCUAUCGGGAUGUCGAUCCGCUUUUGCUAUGAGAGAAUGCGAUUAUGCGAGUCUUGUUAACGAAAUGAUACGUGUUUCUUCUUUGGCUGUCAUGCUUGGAGCUAUAUUGCCUAUUUUCAUGAAGCUGUGUCUGUUGCAUCUCAGCGGCAUAUACGUAUUAUUACUUGUAAUCGCAUUUGCAAAGUCCGCAUUCACAUUGAUCAUGCAGGGGUAGUAAUCGGUUUUACAAAAAAAAAGCUACAGAAUAUGCCAACCUCUUUAUC